CAUCGAUAUUUUUUAUGUUCUGCAGAGGCCCCACACACCGGAAGCUCCAAGAAUGGAUAUGUAUUCCAGGAAAUGGAGCUGCGGGAAGGAGAACAAGAGAGUUAUGGGAAUAACGCAACCAUCCAAUACAAGGACGCUGCCUAUGACAAUGACAGUCAAAUCAACAUAUCAGAAGCAGAAGCUCCAGGUGUCGGCCUUUUAAAUACAAUAAGAAAGUAUGUGAAGCCGAUGGACUUUUGUGAGGAGGUCCGUGCCUACAGAGACGUGGAUGCAUUCCUAGCGCAGGCAAGAAUCCUUCUGGACGAGGGAGCGUCCACUCUGGAUGGCGUCUUGAGGCAGAUGCUGAACAGCAUGGUGGAGGAUGGCCACGCUGGCUAUGAUGUGAACCAGGUCAUAGACUCGCUGUUCACAGAUGGAGGAGGGAAGGAGAUGGACGUUCACCUGCUGUCAGAAACCCUUCAAGGAGUGACUGUGACAACCACCGGCAUUCAUUACCAACAGUCGUGGCUUUGCAUUCUAUGCAAUGUGAGUAACCUGCUGAGAGUCCACGUUUGCAUUGCACGUCUAGAGAGGCCACAGAACUGGGGAGCCAACUGCUGCGAGGCACGCUACAUCAUCCUCAUACUCGCCCCACCCAGGACGAAAAGUACCAAAUCGGCCAUUGAAGUGGGCCGAACAUUUGCCACCAUGUUCUCAGAUAUUUCCUUCAGACAGAAGCUUCUGGAACCUAAGACCAAGGAGGAGUUCAAACAUGAGCUUGUAUGCCAGCGGCAGCAGCUCUCUGCGGUCAAAGAGAAGGCGGAAGUAGACCGAGUGGAUAACUCUGACCCCAGGAGAGGCAAAGACCUUAAGUGUAAAGAUUUCUUCAAACCUGGUAAAGGUGUUUACGACGACUUACGGCGUCGCCUGCCACUUUACCCUUCUGACUUCACAGACGGUAUAAUAGGGAAGGACCGCUCUCUGCUGAAGUACACCACCACAGCUAUUUUCCUCUACAUCGCAAUUCUGCUGCCGGCCAUAGCCUUCGGGUCUCUCAACGAUGAAAGCACAAGAGGAGAGAUUGAUGUCCAGAAGACCAUAGUUGGCCAGAGCAUUGGAGGUGUGAUCUACUCCUUAUUUGCCGGUUCUCCACUCGUCAUUCCACUGACCACUGCACCACUGGCAAUCUUCAUAAGUGUGAUCCGGGGCAUCUGCGAUGACUACGACUUGGACUUCGACAGUUUCUACGCCUGCAUCGGCCUGUGGAACAGUUUGUUCCUCAUCCUCGGAGGUUUAUUCAAUGUCAGUCUGCUGAUGAAGCUCUUCAAAAGGUCCACAGAGGAAGUCAUUGCAUUGUUCAUCUCUAUUGCAUUUGUUGGCGAUGCAGUGAAAGGCACAGUUAAAAUUUUCCAGCACUUCUUUCAUGAUCCCACAUUGGCGACCUCAAACAGUUCACUUGUGCUUCACGAAAUCACCGAGGUUCUGGAGAAGAUGAAGAAUCAGACAUCAGGCCAUCACAAUGACAGUGGUCCACCGAUAAUGGAUCACGCCGAGGAACAUGCCUUCGUCUUCCUUCCCAAGACUCUGGUGAUUUGCUCUAGAGAGAUCCCCAUCCUGUGCCUGCUGCUUAUGCUGGGCACCUUGUGGCUUGGUUACGCACUCUACCUAGUCAAAAGAAGCCCAUAUAUGAACAGCAAAAUCCGAGAAGUGGUGUCUGACUGUGCCCUGCCCAUCUCUGUUCUGGUAUUCUCUUUCAUCGGUUCCUACCUUUUCGUCAACAUACAACUCCCUGUGUUCAGCGUCCACAAUGGGCCCGUCUUCAACUAUCCUCCCUUCCACAAGCUAUCAGGCCUGAAUGCCCUGAGUGCCGUUGGCCUCGGCUUCCUCCUCGCCCUGCUCAUCUUCAUUGACCAGAACAUCGUCAUUUCGCUCACACAUGUGCCGGAACAUAAGCUGCUCAAAGGCACAGCAUUCCACUGGGACUUAGUGCUGACGGGACUCAUUAACAUCCUCAUGUCCUGCCUUGGGUUGCCAUGGAUGCACGCAGCCUUCCCGCAUUCCUCCUUGCAUGCCCGUCAGUUGGCCAAAAUGGAACAGCACGUGGAGAAUGGCCACGUCUACACCACUAUCGUCAGCGUUAAGGAGACGCGUCUGACCUCACUGGUCGCCAACAUCCUGAUCGGACUAUCUGCCUUCAUGCUGCCCAUUCCUCUCCAGUGGAUUCCCAAGCCUGUCCUCUACGGGCUCUUCCUCUACAUUGCCGCAACGUCACUAGAUGGGAACCAGAUGGUGGACCGCAUGGCCCUGUUGCUGAAGGAACAGACGGCCUAUCCACCCACCCACUACAUCCGGCGUGUGCCCCAGAGGAUAGUGCACUACUUCACGGGUCUGCAGAUGAUCCAGCUCAUCAUCUUGUGUGCCUUUGGCAUGUAUCCUCUGCCCUACAUGAAGAUGGUCUUCCCCCUACUGAUGAUAUUGCUUGUCCCCGUCAGGACCAGCUUUCUUCCAAGAAUUAUUGACGCCAAGUAUCUGGACAUCAUGGACUCACAGUACAUGUAG
Messenger RNA from Nerophis lumbriciformis (worm pipefish), 2538 nucleotides. Lineage: Eukaryota; Metazoa; Chordata; Actinopteri; Syngnathiformes; Syngnathidae. The record is from RefSeq and is a predicted model, not a curated record.